Molecule: messenger RNA, 2196 nt
Organism: Rosa rugosa (rugosa rose)
Lineage: Eukaryota; Viridiplantae; Streptophyta; Magnoliopsida; Rosales; Rosaceae
Product: GTP cyclohydrolase 1
Exons: 2
Coding region: 435-1832 (465 amino acids)
Biological process (GO): tetrahydrobiopterin biosynthetic process; tetrahydrofolate biosynthetic process
Cellular component (GO): cytoplasm
Molecular function (GO): zinc ion binding; GTP cyclohydrolase I activity; GTP binding
Source: RefSeq, a predicted model, not a curated record
UAACACAAGAAAACAGAGCAGACACAACUCAAAAGAGGGAUAACGAAAUAGAGAGAGAGAGAGAGCCCUGUGGUUACCACCGACCCAGGUCCUCCGGUCACACCCUGAUUGGGUCCCACAUUCCGAUGAGAGAUUCGUCAAGGAAGAUCCACACAUUCCAAUAACAACUCCAACCCUACGUUUCAUUUUCACAUCUUUUCGGCCUCCCCUCUUCCUUUUAAAGGCCAUUUCCGUUCGUUUCUUCCCAAGCUACUUCUUGGGUUCUAUUGAUUUUUCUCUUGUCUGGGUGAUUUGGGUUGCUCUUUGUUCCGAGUAUUGGUUGUUGGUUUGCGUCAAAGAUUUGGUCUUUAUCUUCCAAGUUUGCAGUGAUAUCUUCCAGUGUGGUUGAUUUGGGAUCUGGGUCGGUGCCUGUUUUCGGAUUUGGUGGUCUGUCAAUGGGCGCAUUGGAUGAGGGGCAUUUCUGUUCGGAACUUGAGAAUGGAGUGAAGCUGGGUUGUAUUGAGCUGAGUGUUGAUGCCGAACCCGAGACCGUAGCUAUUGAGGAUGCUGUCAAAGUUCUCCUGCAGGGUCUUGGAGAGGAUGUGAACAGAGAAGGUCUCAAGAAGACACCUCUUCGUGUUGCCAAGGCCCUUCGAGAAGGAACAAGGGGUUAUAGACAAAAGGUUAAGGACAUUGUGCAAGGUGCUUUGUUCCCUGAAGCUGGUCUGGAUAAUGCAGUAGGUCAUGCUGGAGGAGCUGGUGGACUUGUGGUUGUUCGAGAUCUGAACCUCUUCUCCUAUUGUGAAUCUUGUAUGCUACCAUUCCAGGUUAAAUGUCAUGUGGGUUAUGUCCCUUCUGGUCAACGAGUUGUAGGCUUAAGCAAGCUCUCUCGAGUAGCUGAUGUGUUUGGAAAACGUCUUCAAGAGCCGCAGCGUCUAGCAGAUGAAGUGUGUUCAGCCCUGCACCAUGGCAUCAAGCCAGCCGGUGUCGCUGUCAUGCUCCAGUGUUCACACAUUCAUUUCCCAAAUUUAGAAUCAGCUUUUCUCGACUCGAACCACCAAGGAUGGGUAAAAUUGCUGGUUAGUUCAGGUUCUGGAGUUUUUGAAAAUGAAAGUGCCGAUAUUUGGGCAGAUUUUUUGAGUCUUCUGAAAUUCAGAGGCAUAGAUGUGGAGAAAACUGGCUUGAGAGACUCAAGCAAUUGGUGUCCAUCUCGAUCUUCAGCUUGUGCUAAUUCUGUCUCCAAGGUUGAAUCAGCCAAUCAGAGAAUGGUCACUGCAGUAGCUUCAAUUCUUAGAUCACUGGGUGAAGACCCAUUGAGAAAGGAGCUCGUAGGAACACCUGUUCGCUUUGUGAAAUGGUUGAUGAACUUCCAGAAUUGUAAUUUGGAUAUGAAUCUGAAUGGGUUUGUUUCUGCUAGGGUGGAUCCUCUACACCCCAAUGGAGAUAGCUGCAAAGAAAAGCAAAUCCACUCUGAGCUCAACUUGUCUGUGUGGUCUCAGUGUGAGCAUCAUUUACUUCCCUUUUAUGGUGUCGUGCAUAUAGGAUAUACGGCCACAGAAGGAUCCAAUCCCAUUGGAAAAUCUCUUCUACAAUCAAUUGUCUGUUUCUAUGGUUUUAAGCUCCAGGUGCAGGAGAGACUUACACGCCAGAUAGCAGAAACUGUGGCAUCACUUUCAGGUGGAGAUGUGAUAGUUGUUGUGGAGGCUAACCACACCUGUAUGAUCUCUAGAGGGAUUGAGAAGUUUGGAAGUAGCACAGCUACCAUCGCAGUACUGGGUCGUUUUUCAACUGACCCUGCUGCAAGGGCCAAGUUUUUGCAGAGCCUCCCAAACAUUGCCAUUUCAGGACCGUGAUUCCAAUUCAUCUAUUAACUAUCGAUUCUUUUCUACUCAGUUCUUUGCCUUGGUGGUUUAUGCUGCUCAGCCAUAAGUUUAUGACAUUGUCAAAGGAUGACCUGUAGCCAAUCGUCCUGCCUCAUUUUUGUUUUGGUGGUAUGGAAGUUUUAACUGAACUAUCUAAAUGCCCAUGGUCUCAUGACAGAGGAUCCUAAAGUUUUGUUUUGUUUCAUCUAUUAUCUGUAGCAUUAUACCCUUGCAAGAUUCCAAGGCUUCUCUUUGUUUCAAAGAUUGUUUCCAUUCCCUUUACUGGCAUACGAAUGAUAUAUUGAUAGUACGAAUCAUAUUGAUUAUUGAAUACCCACAAAGCUUUAGUCUGUUA